This is a messenger RNA of Sceloporus undulatus (fence lizard), 3863 nucleotides long. Its product is annotated as zinc finger protein 586-like. Gene Ontology annotation, molecular function: DNA-binding transcription activator activity, RNA polymerase II-specific; RNA polymerase II cis-regulatory region sequence-specific DNA binding. Lineage: Eukaryota; Metazoa; Chordata; Lepidosauria; Squamata; Phrynosomatidae. The transcript is spliced from 6 exons. The record is from RefSeq and is a predicted model, not a curated record. Gene Ontology annotation, biological process: regulation of transcription by RNA polymerase II. Gene Ontology annotation, cellular component: nucleus. Bases 237 to 2102 code for a protein of 621 amino acids.
AGGAAGCAAAGCGGUGCCACAUAAAUGGGGUCCCUCUGAAACACCAACCUCGACCUCUGUUCCAAGCCCAAAGCUGAAGGCCCCUGGAAAAGGCGAAGGAAGGGGUCCGGCAGGUAUCUUGGCUUUGCAGAAUUUUGGGUAACACCUGCUAGAGAGGUCUUGGUCCUGAGAGAGAUGGUGGAGGAGAAGGAGUAGCCUUGAUCCUGUGGGCAGCAUUAUCAGACACCAGUUCAACGAUGGAUGCACCAAAUUCAGCUUGUCCCGAAGCAGCCUUUCAAGCUGGCACUAGGGAAGUAUGGGAAAGGACCAUACAGAAAUUCCUGUGUAAUGACCCUGCUAAUUUAGACAUACAGCAUCAGAGCUUCAGGGAGUUUACCUAUAGGGAGGUUGAGGGGCCCCGAGAGCUUUGCAGCCGACUCCACUAUCUCUGCCGUCAGUGGUUGAAUCCAACAAAAAAGACUAAAAAUCAGAUGCUGGAUCUGGUGGUCCUGGAGCAGUUCCUCACCAUCCUGCCCCGAGAGAUGGCAAACUGGGUCAGGGAAUGUGGAACGGAAACCUGUUCUCAGGCGGUGGCCCUGGCAGAAGGUUACAUGCUGAGUAAGAAAGAAGAGAAGAAGCAGGAAGAGCGCCAGAUCCAAAAGCUCCCUGUGGAAGUUCAGUAUGAUUUCUCUGCUGCAAGGAAGACUCCAUCAGACUCCAGACAGAGUCCCCAGCAUAGGGAAAUAAAACAGGAGAGUGAUGUCACCUUGCAAGGGACUGGAACAAUGCUGGCAACAAUCACUCAGUCAUCUCUUUUUCUUGGUAAUGGAGUAGAACUGGAUCAGGUCCCAGUGACCUUUGAGGAGGUGGCUUUGUCUUUCUCUGAGGAGGAGUGGGCCCUGCUGGAUCCUGACCAGAGAGCCCUUCACAGGGACAUCAUGGAAGAAACCCAUGGGAUUGUGUCCACUCUUGCAGGUAACUGGAGGGGGGGAAAUGAAUAUGCCAAACAUGGAAAUUCUUUUAGACACAAAUUGGAGCCUGCCAUAAACCAGCAAGCCCACACAGAAGAAAAAUGUUAUGUCAGAGAGGGGCUCUGCAGAGACGCCAUUUGUGAGAAACCUUUCACCCAAAAGAUGACACUUAUGCUUCCAAAGAAGGUCCACCCUGGAAAUAAACACUUUACAUGUGAACUCUCUGAGGAAGGUUUUGAUUGCAGAGUGGACUGUGAGAGCUACAAGGAGAUCCACGCCAGAGAGAAACCACACAAAUGCCAGGAAUGUGGGAAAUGUUUUUCUCACAAUUCACACCUUGUGCUGCAUGAGAGAGUCCACACAGGCGAGAAACCAUACACAUGCCAGCAGUGUGGGAAAUGUUUUUCUCACAAUUCACACCUUGUUCUACACGAGAGAGUUCAUACAGGAGAGAAACCGUACAAAUGCAAGGAGUGUGGGAAAUGUUUUGUUUCCAGUUCAGAUCUUGUGAGGCACAAGAGAGUCCACACAGGUGAGAAACCUUACAAAUGCCAGGAGUGUGGGAAAUGUUUUGUUUUCAGCUCAGGUCUAGUAAGGCAUCUGAGGGUCCACAGAGGAGAGAAACCAUACAAAUGCCAGGAGUGUGAUAAAUGUUUUGUUUCCAGGUCAGAUCUUGUUAGGCACCUUAGAGUCCACACAGGAGAAAAGCCGUACAAAUGCCAAGAGUGUGGAAAACACUUUGCUUCCAAGUCAGAGGUUUUGAAGCACUUGAGAGUCCACACAGGAGAGAAACCAUUCAAAUGUCUGGAGUGUGGAAAAUGUUUUGCUUUUAAGUCAGAACUAGUGACACAUCUAAGAAUCCACACAGGAGAGAGACCAUACAAAUGCCAAGAGUGUGAAAAAUGUUUUACUUCCAGGUCAAAAGUUGUGAGGCACCAGAAGAUCCACAUGGGAGAGAAACCAUACAAACUCCAGGAGUGUGGGAAAUUCUUUGCUGCCAAAUCAGAACUUGCAAACCACCAAAGCAUCCAGACAGAAGAAAGGCCAUACAAAUACCAGCAGUGUAGAAACUGUUUUUUUGUCCAAAUCAGACCUUCAGAAAAACCAGAGAGUUCACACAGGAGAGAAGUGAUAGAAAUAGCAGAAGUGUAGAAUAUGUUAUACUCAAAAUUCGUCUGGUCCACCAGAUAGUCUAAACAAGACAGAAAACAUACAAAUGUCUCUCCUAUAGGGGAAAAAGACUCAGAAUGUGUGUCUUCCACCAGAGAGUCCACAUAGGAGUGAAUGUUAAAAAGCCAACUGUGAGGGAGAUGGUUUGUUUUCCAGUCAGACCAUGCCACAGACUAGCGUCCUCUCAGGAGUCACAGAAUUAUAGACUUGGUACAGAUCUCAAGGAUGAUCUAACAACAGUGCAGGAAUCCCUGAGAGGUAGUCAUCUAACCUAUAGUUGGAAACCUCCAGCAAGGUUCCAAAGCAAUCUGUUCUGCUUUUGAAUAGCUUUUAUUAAAUUCUUCCUAAAGCCAGCAUGGUGUGAUGGUUUGUGUACUCAGGUAUGAUCCUGGAGGCCAAGGUUCAAAUCCAGGCUCAGCCAUAAAUUAGAAACAACUUGGAGGGACAGGGCAACCAUGUUUUGUUGGAAUUUCCUUUCCUGUUACUUCAGUCCAGUGGUUCAGAUCUUAUCCUUUAGAGAAGGGGGGGAAGCUUACUCCCAUCUUCCACAUAACACUUUUUCAGAUAUUAAAUGAUGGUUAUAUUACUGAGAGCCAGUGUGGUGUAAUGAUUUGACCACUGGACUACAGCUGUGCAGACCAUGAUUUGAUUUCCUGGUCUGGUUAGUGUGGGAUCGGCUGGUGGAAUUCAACUGGUUAGCGUAGGUUCGGAUGUAACGGUUGAUGCAAUAAAGAGGUUGCAAUAAUGAUGGAAGACAAUUGUCUUCCCUGGAUGCCUGUUUCUUCCACAGAUGAUUUGGGAUAUCCUAAUAUUGUGUAAGAUGUAUGACACAUUACCUGCAAUGCAGAGUAACUUAUAAUUAAUUUGUCUAGAUAAUGAGUAGUUUCUUCCUGAGGGCAGUUUAUAUGAUCAAGUUUGGGAUUCCAAUGAACUCCUAUAAAUCGCCACCAAAUUCAUUGUCAGUCUUAAACAUUUUUUUAAAAAGUCAAUUUGAUACAUGAAGAAAGGAAAAUAAGUCCUUACUGGGUCUAGUUGGUCUUUGACAUAUAAAGAGCAUCCAUUAGGGUUUGUGUAAAUACAGUCAGCCCUUCUUAUCCACCAAUUUUUUUUUCAUGGAUUCAAGCAUCUCUGGCUUGAAAAUAUUUCUUUUAAAGUAUAAAUUCCAAAUAGCAACUCUUGAUUUUCCAUUUUAUAUAAGGGACACCAUUUUGGUAGGCCAUUAUAUUUAAUGGGACUUGAGCAUCCAUGGAUUUUGUUAUCCACUAGGGAUCCUGGAACCAAGAUUAACCAAGGUCAAGAAGGACUCAUUGUAUCAUCACCAGUAUCCCAAAUAUGUGAGCCAGUGUUGUGUAGUGGUUUGAGUGUUGUACUACAACUCUGGAGACCAGGGUUCAGUUGCCAGCUCAGCCAUGAAACCCACUGGGUGACCUUGGGCAAGUCACAUUCUCUCAGCCUUAGAGGAUGACAAUGGCAAACCUCUGAACAGAUUUUGCCAAGGAAACUCCAGGGUUCCCCCAUAGGGUUGCCAUAAGUCAAUAAUGACUUGAAGGCGUACAACAACAAAAUCAUCAAGCAGCAGGGGUCAGGAACCUGAGACAAAAAGUAUGACUAUACCUUUAGAUAUUCUAGCACUGAUAUUACAGUAGAAUGUCUGAAGGACAAAAUGGGAAUAAAUCACUCUUACUGGCACCAUCUUGUACAUUAGUAAUAAUAAAAAUGGUAAAAAAAAUCACAAACAUUAAA